Molecule: messenger RNA, 4411 nt
Organism: Wasmannia auropunctata (little fire ant)
Lineage: Eukaryota; Metazoa; Arthropoda; Insecta; Hymenoptera; Formicidae
Gene: Ptip
Product: PAX-interacting protein 1-like
Exons: 9
Coding region: 190-4272 (1360 amino acids)
Cellular component (GO): MLL3/4 complex
Source: RefSeq, a predicted model, not a curated record
GAUCAAGCCGUAGCGCCACGCAAGGGCCACCGCGACAUAACCUGCGAUCAUAAUAAUAACAAAAGCGUCGCGACGGAUUUUUGUUAUCAAAAUACUGCGGAGUCAUAUCACGGAAUCCACGAUUUCGCGCGGUGCGCGCCGUUAUUGUGAUGCCGAGAACGUGAACCCACCGUGGACGGCUUCGGCAGGAUGGGCGACAUACGUGCUGGCCUCGAAGAUCUGAAGCUCGACGGUGCUCUGUUUGCCAACGUUAAAUACUACGUCAGCGGUGAGGGCGAUCCGAAGAUUUUGAAUUUAUUGCAAGAAGGUGGGGCUGAGAGAUCUAAUUAUUUUAGUGAUUUCGUUACACAUCUGAUAGCAGGUAAUGAAGCAUUAGAAAAUGAUAUUUCUGCAGCGAAGGAUCUGUAUGAAAUACCAGCAGUCACACAAAAUUGGAUUUUAUAUUCUAUUAAGUGCAACAAGCUUCUACCAACGCAAUAUUUCUCACCAGAAGAGAAUCAAUUGUUCUCGAGCAUACAUGUCUGCCUAUCCCAAGUAAGUCGUGCAGACAGCAAGUCUCUAUGGGCAAUGAUAACACUGCAAGGUGGCAAGUGUCAGCUACGCUUGGACAAAUAUUGCACUCAUCUGAUUACGGGCAAAGCAAGUGGUAUAAAGUAUGAAGCUGCUAUGAGACACCAUAUACCCAUCGUAACGCCUGACUGGAUAACGGAAUGUUGCAAGAAAGGUACUCUCAUUAGUGAAGUGGAGUAUCAUCCUAGACUGUUGGUGUCUCCAAAUAGCUCGACAGCCAUGAUUACUGGAUUCAUGGACGAGGACACGGAUAAUAACGUUGCGCAAGAGGAGCAAGACAGGACUAAGGCCAUGUUGGAGCAACUCAAGCAACGUAUGCCAUGGAAUCAAUCGAGUCCAUCGGUGUCCUCGAGCGCUUCGCACAGCCUUGGUGCGACCAGUACGACGACUGUUCCUUAUUCGACGAGUGGACAAAAUACCGUGAACAUGCAGCCGCAACAGCAUCUUCCACGAUCAGUCUCCUCGACCAAUUUGAGCACUUCCACAGCUGUCCCAUCAGUCUCCGAGCAGGAUGUCAUCAGUCAAACAAAUUGGCUUCCACAGACGUCUCAACAAAACAAUAUUUCUCAGCAAAUGAAAGCUGUAUCGUCGCAGAUGCAGCAGCAAGAGCUGCCCCCGCAACAACAGCAGCAACAGCAAAUGAAUAUGCAGCAUCAAUUGAUACAGCAGCAGCAAUUAACGCAACAACAGCUCACGCAGCAUCAACAACAGUUGCAGCAGCCACCGUACAAUCAACAACAACUUUUGAAUCAGCAGCAGUCUCCUCAGUUACAGCAACAGCAAUUAGUGGGGCAACAGCAGUCGAUAAUGCCUCAACAACAGCAACAAUCAAUAAAUUCGCAAUUACCUCCGCAUCAGCUAAACACGCAGCAGCAGCAGCAGCUAUUGACAUCGCAAAAGCAAUUAAAUCAACAUCAAAUUAUUCAGCAACAGCAAUUACAGACUCAGCAGCCACAUUUGACGCAACAACAACAGCAAGUGCAACUGGCAGCUCAACAACAGCAGCAGCAGCAAAUAGUGAUGCAGCAGCAACAACUACCUUCUCAGCAACCACAAAUAGCAGGUCAACAUCAAUUGACUCAACAAACUCCACCGCAGCAACUUACUUCCGAGCAGAGACAACUUAUUUUAUUGCAACAGCAGCAGCAGCAACAGAAGAUACAACAGAUUUCACAACAACUGCAGCAAUCUGCUCCGCAGAACUCGCAACAGUUCGUCAUAAGGGACGGCCAGUUACAACAACAGCCACAGAAUCAGCAGUUAAUUGGACCAAAUCAGCAAGGAUUUAUUGUUCAACGAGACUCACAGUGGCAGCAACAGCAAUACCACUUGCAGCUGCAAAGGCAACAACAACAGCAACAGAUUGGUGCUCAAAGGCCCGGAGGACAAUGGAGUCAACCGCCUCAACCUCCUCGACACUUGAUUCAGUUGGACGCGCAGACACAUCAGCAGCUACAGCAGAUGGAUCCCCAACAGAGGGCUCAAUUCAUCCAGAAGAUUCAGCAAAAGCACCGGGGCAGCCUAAUAUUGCAGAAGCAGAUGCAGAAUCGCCAGACGCAGCAGGGCUCGCACAUCGCUGUUAUAAGAAGCCCGGGUAAACCAGUACAGCCGGGCAGUUUACAGUGGGUUCAGCAAGCUCGACCGCAGAUGAUGGGACCACAACUCGCGCAAGCUCCAGGACAGAAACCCGUACAUCCUGGAGUACAGCCACCGGCAUUAACUCCGAUAAACUCUUCCAAUCCAGUCAUCGUAUCAGCCGGCCAGGCUGCUGUUCAAGGCCCGCAGGCGUCACAGAUAGGUCAGCCAUUCCAACAAGGACAGCUGACGCCUCAGCAAUUGGCGCAAUUGCAGUUACAGAAGCAGCAGCAGAUGGUCAGACUGCAACAGUUACAGCAUUUACAGCAACAACAACAGCAACAGCAAGGCGCGCAGCAAGAACCGCCGUUAGCGUCUCUGCCGAAUAAUGCGCAAAUUCCGCCGGAUCAGCAGCUUGUCGUGAAUGCUAAAACAAAAACUGCGCUGGCAAAUAUGCUGACUAACAGAUUGCAAGGCGGUGCUGCCGAGGGUAGCGCAGCUGGUCAAUUGAGAUUAAUGACUGCGCAGCAUCGACCUCCACCCCCUCCUUCACAGGACCCGCAACUCUUAGCAGCUUAUCAGCAGCAGAGGAGAACUACUCUGGGGAACAUAACAAAUGGCGCGUCAUCGGGAGCACCUAUAAAAAUGCAAUAUGCUCCAGUUAUGCCACAACCUAAGACUCAGUUUUAUGGUCACAAUCCAAAUCUGAAAUUGCCACCGGAUCUAUUUUUGUUAGGAUGUAUCUUCGUCAUUGUCGAAUAUGACGUGCAGCGUCCUAAUGAAGUUUCAGUCUGGAAACAAGUUAUUGAGAGACAUGGCGGCGAGGUGGAGUCACAGUAUUGUACACGUGCAACACAUGUGCUAGCGAUUACACAGAAACAUCCGACUGUGGUGCAAGCGCUGCGCGAGGGAAAACGUUGCGUCAGUGCACAUUGGCUUUCUGACGUUGUUAGUAAACAGCAAGUUACUCCACCUUGGCAUGUUCUUCAUUUUCCAACGCCAUUUAGCUUAACUGAGCUACCGUGUGGCAAGCAAAUCAUAUCGUUUUCCGGAUUCGAGGGAGAGGAACGAGCAAAAGUCAAAUUCAUGCUAGAGGCUUUGGGUGCAAAGUACACGAAUUACUUUUCCAGGCACAAUACGCUUCUUGUUUGUAGAAGGCCAGAUGGACUGAAAUAUAAAAAGGCACGUGAGUGGCAAACUAGUGUUGUAAAUGCACAAUGGCUGACGGAUUUACUAUGCGGGCAGAUGAAUGCUUUGCAUCAACUUGAGGGUCCAAAGUAUCAACAGUUUAGUCUGAGUAACCCUUUCAGACUGGAUUAUUCACUAGUGCCUCAUCUCAUGGCUGCUUGGAAAAUGCCAAUAAAUAUUACACAAGAAUCGUAUGACAAAGUAAAACAGGUUGGUCAGGGUCCAAAUUCGAUUAGAAAAUACAAAAAGCCACGCUUGGAUGGCCCACUAUUGAGUAAGGACCCGCAUCUUCUGGGUUUGGAUGAACCGAUUGUCAUUAGCAAUCCUGAUCCUCCGCCACCCGAUAAACAACCAAGAAUACUAUUUUCUGGUAUAAACCCUAAAAAUCAUGCCAAGAGGAUUCGAGAAUUGGGAGGCGCUCUAGCUGCUAGCUGGCGAGACGCCACUCAUCUCAUAAUGUCGGCGCCAUUACGAACAGUAAAACUAUUGUGUUGUUUAUCACGUUGUAAAUAUAUCGUAAAUCUUCAAUGGCUACUCGAAUGCUCCGCGAAAAACACCUUUGUGGACGAAAGCGCAUAUAUGCUCGGUGAUCCGGAAUUCGAGAAGAACUUCAAUUGCAAUAUCGAAAAAACUUUAGCGAGUCCCAAUCGAGGAACAGUACUUAAGGGUAAAAUAUUUUAUGUCACACCGAGUGUGAUACCAGCCCCUUCGGCAAUCGCGGAAAUAAUAGAAAGUGCAGGAGGUACGAUGGAAAAGACACGUAGACCAAUCGCUCAGAUACAAGAGAUGAAUGCUGGGAAAUUAACUUAUAUUAUCGUGACCCAUGACAAUGACCUCCAUCUCCUUUCUGAUGUCUUACGUGCAAAUAUCAAUGUGUACAGUGCAGAAAUCGUAUUAGGCGCAGUCGCACGGCAACAAUUCCAAACUGAUACGAGUUAAAUCUAAAAUGUGCAGGUUACACUUUGCUAUAUUUUUAUCCCUGUUAUGGGCCUAUCAAUUCUUUAAUGAUUUAUUUUCGAAACGGAAAUUUUUGCUUACCUUCUGCAAUGGGGACAAUAAAGAACAUAAUUUUAUGAUA